AAUUAUCAGUAGCAAUCAAUCAUUAUGAUAUAGUAAUUCAGUAACAUUUCGUACAGUUACAACUACAGACAUGUUUAUAUAUUUAUUUAUUUUAAUUUUUAUUACGAACAUUUUAUGUGAAGAUACAGUAGAAGAAUUUAGAAUUGUGGAAUUGCCUGAAGGCUAUGUCCGCGGUGAAAAGUACUGGAAUGGGGACAUAUAUGAAUUCUUUGGUGUGCCUUACGCGACCGCGCCAAAAGGACAAGACAGAUUCAAGCCCCCUCUUCCAGUAACACCAAGAAAAGAAAUUCUAAAAGCCGACAAGCAGGCAAUAAUGUGCUAUCAAACAUUUUAUACUGGUGAAGAAGAAGAGGAGAAGAUCCUCAAUGGAGAAGAAGAUUGCCUAGUAUCAAAUAUUUUAGUACCUCUUAUUGCUAACGAAACCAAUCUAGUGCCAGUAAUUGUUUAUAUACACAGCGGAGCAUUCUCCGGAGGUAGUGCUAAUAUGGGUAGACUUCACUAUCUAGCAAGGCUAGGCGUAGUCGCCAUCAAUUUCAACUACAGAGUUGGAGCCUUAGGAUUUGCUUGUUUAGGCACAGAAGAAAUCCCCGGAAAUGCUGGUCUAAAAGAUCAAUUGGCUGCAUUAAAAUGGAUCAAAAAUAACAUUGCUAAAUUUGGUGGUGAUCCCAAACGAAUCACGCUCGCCGGAUACAGUGUAGGUGCAACUAUGGCAGAAUUACACGCAAUAUCAAAACACACGGACGGACUAUUCGAUAAACUAAUUUUGGAUAGUGGAUCAGCAUUAGCUCCGUUUGCGAUCAACAGACACCCAAUAACUACAGCUAAGAAUAUAGCUUUGUCCCUCGGCUAUAAUGGAACAAACGUUAAAGAAUUGACAGAGUUCUAUUUAAAAGCCUCUGAGCUAGAUUUAGCAGUUAAAAGUUUAAAUUUCUUCAUGCCCAAUAGCACUUUUGGAUUUGCGCCUUGUAUCGAAAGUAGUGAAAAUAAUCCAGAACCGUAUAUCACCGAAUCGCCACUGGAAACUUUGAAAAAGGGGGGUAUUAAGAAAUUGGCUAUCUUGUCUGGAUUCACAAACAUGGAAGGUUUGAGUAGAUCUGCUCUUUUCGGUAAAUGGAAAGAGUUAAUGAAUGAAAACUUCUCUGACUUUUUGCCCGCAGAUUUAAUAUUCAAAGAUGUUAAAACUAAAGAAGAAGUAGCUGAAGUCGUAAAGAGUUAUUAUUUUAAAGGGGACGCAAUAACCGUGGAGAGUAAACAGGAAUAUGUUGAUUAUUUUUCUGAUUCCAUGUUUAUUUAUCCAAUAUUGAAAUCACUUAGUCUUCAUGCUGCAAUCACAACAAGACCCGUCUACGUUUACGAGUUCUCUUACUUUGGACAGUUGAGUACUCCACAUAAUUUCAUGGAAACAAUCAAAGGUGUGACGCAUAGAGAUCAAGUAUCAUAUAUUUGGGAUUUCUUUGGAUUCACCAGUGACCUAAAAGACAUGGAUGUGCGAGACCGCAUGACUUAUAUGUGGACAGAUUUUGUUAAAUAUGAAGACCCUACAAUAUAUGAAAGUUCGUUAAUAAAUAUCAAAUGGAAGAUGUAUUCGAACCACCAGCCCUACUACCUUUCAAUCGAUAGUGAACUUCAAAUGAAAGAGGAUCCUUUCCCUGAAUCUUACAAGUUCUGGAAUAAUAUCUACAAAAAAUAUUACUGGAACCCGACGUAUCAAAAGGCAGACGCUGCAAAGAAAUAAAUACUUGAAUAAAUCGUACGACAGUUUUUUAAACGCGAUUUUCACUGAUUUGUAGAAAAAUACUUAGAAAUUCAACCCUUUUAGAAGCUCGACAUGAGAGUAUAAGGAUUAUAAAUACAAAAUAUAUUAAGUAUAAGAAGGAAAGUAAACGCGUUUUUUAAGUUAAUAUUGAAAUUUCUAGUCAGCUCCA
Molecule: messenger RNA, 1925 nt
Organism: Diatraea saccharalis (sugarcane borer)
Lineage: Eukaryota; Metazoa; Arthropoda; Insecta; Lepidoptera; Crambidae
Source: the annotation of a GenBank genome assembly